Lytechinus pictus (painted urchin) is the source of this 1887-nucleotide messenger RNA. RefSeq names its product glutathione peroxidase 1-like. The transcript has 3 exons. Bases 111 to 794 code for a protein of 227 amino acids. Gene Ontology annotation, molecular function: glutathione peroxidase activity. Gene Ontology annotation, biological process: response to oxidative stress. The record is from RefSeq and is a predicted model, not a curated record. Lineage: Eukaryota; Metazoa; Echinodermata; Echinoidea; Temnopleuroida; Toxopneustidae.
ACAUUCUAACAUAUUUUUCUGGUGAAUAAACAAGGUAAUGUUAAUUUUCUCCUAUUGAAACAGAGGUAAUUUCAAACAGCAAUAGAAAUCCAGUUGACUGAAUCUUCAAAAUGGCUUUGAAUGAGGAAGUUAUUCUCAUCGUCUUGGCUCUCGCCCUUUGUUCCUACGUUUCGAAAGCGACGAUGAUCGACUCGGUUUGCUACGACGAUGCCGAAUCCCUGUACGAGGUCGAAAUAACGGAAAGUCUAUCACUGGGCGACUACCGCGGCAAAGUCGUGUUGGUAGUCAAUACGGCUUCGUUCUGUACUUAUACAUACCAGUAUCCAUUCAUCAACAUACUACAGGAUCAAUUCGGUGAUGAGCUAGCAAUCUUAGGGUUUCCUUGCAAUCAAUUCGGACUUCAGGAGCCUGGUGUGGGUGAGGAGAUCCCCAACACCCUCCGGUACGUGCGACCCGGAGGGGGCUUCCAACCAAACUUCUAUCUCAACGAGAAGAAGAUUGAUGUGAACGGACCCAAUGCUCACUCGCUUUUCACAAAGCUAAAGACUUCUUGUCCACCGGCAAAAAGGGAGCUCGGUGAUCCAUCACGUCUAUACUGGUCUCCAAUGGUUGUCGGUGAUAUCACCUGGAACUUCAACAAGUUCCUCCUCGACAAGACAGGUGUUCCCUUCAAGCGUUACGAUUCCGCUGUCGAACCCAAAGAGAUCGUUGACGACAUCCGACUUAUUUUGAACGACGGAUAUCGAACGGUCGAGCGCCCUUCACGUCCAUACUAUUACAGUGAUGAGAUGUAAACCUGAUUCGGCUGAACCAUAAGAGGGGGCAUAAUUUUUUUCCUUCACAUCCUCCUCCUCCUUCUUCAUCUUCUUUCUUCUUAUUAUUUCUUCUUUCUUCUUCUUCUUUUUCUUCUUCUUCCUUCUUCUUCUUCUUCUUCUUCUUCUCCUUCUUCUUCUUCUCCUCCUCCUCCUCCUCUUCCUCACCCCUCUUCCCAAUUUAUUUUCUUCAUGUUUUGUAAACUCUACUACUUUGUCUUCAUCUAUUAAUCAUCGAUCUGAUGGUGCCCCCCCCCCCCAUCUUGAGAGCUGGAUACAUCUUUCUCGAUCUGUUUAUCUAUUAAUCAGGCCCCAAAAGGCAAUGGUCACUCACUUCAAGUCAUGUUCUAAAAUUUGCCAAAUCCCACAUUUCCCUAAGAUUAAGAUCAAGUUUGGCUGAACUCGUGGCGUUGUUUAUUGACAAAGUGUCUUUAAUAAUUUUUCAUUUGACAUGACAUAUUCACAGAAGUGCAUGAUUUAGACAAGUUGCAUGAAAGCAAGAUCAUUUUCGAGUUCAUUCAAAUACCUUGCCAAGAAUGUCUAAUUCAAUCAAGAAUGGUUUUCAGGAGUCUAGGCAUCACGAACGUUGACAAGUGACGAAAAUAGAGAGCUCAUGCUCGUGCCAGGUAUGUGUCCUGUUACUCACAAUUCCUUCUUCAUGGAAAUAGACUGCAUGUUAUGAAUUACAUAUCAGGGGCCCGUCUUACAAAGAGUUACGAUUGAUCCGAUCAAUCGCAACUAUGGAAAGCCAGCAAAGUCAACAGAUAAAAUGCAUGUUUUUCAAAAACAAUUUAAAUAUGAAUGUAUACCCAUAAAUUCACUGAUUUCUUGACAAUUUGGUGUGUUCUCCUUUGUUUACAAAGGACAUUCUGCAAAUUUCCUGUAGAAAAAAAUGAUGAUACUGUUGGAUUUCCAUAGAGUUACGAUUCAUUGGAUCAAUCAUAACUCUUUGUAAGACGGGGCCCAUGAUUAUUUUAUGUAAGCCUGCCCGGUUCUUCACCUCCAUCUAAACCUAUACAUUGUGUCCAUUGACCCAUUUACCAAUAAAAAUCAGACCACCAAUAAAUGAAAUGAA